CACCGACCACAUCCCUGAAGCUGUUUUAACUUGUCUUUGUCCCCGAACAAAACUUUAUCCAUCAACUCGAUUAUGGGUGUUGCUGGUUUUGACAUUCAAUCCAUUGCUGUUCGUAUAUUUUUACAUGGAUCAUCAAUCUCGACCCUGAGGUACACAUCCUUUGCACAUUAUCCACCUACUUCGUACUACUCGGUACAGCGCCUCCCACGAUGAGGAAGAACGACAGUGUCCCUGACGCCUGGGAUGAUGAUUGGGAAUCUUUGGCGGAUCGUGCGGCUAAAGAAGCACCAUCGCCUGAACCAGAGAAGGAAGUUAAAAUGACGAAAGCAGAAAGAUUAGCUAUGCACGUCGAGGCACAGCGGAAGCUAUGGGAAGCAGCGGAAUCGGAAAAGGAGAUCAAUUUUCUCGCGGCAACCAGCUCGGUGCCUUUGACUACACCUUUCAAGCCAGCCAUGAAGGUUCUCAGCCGCAGACCGGUAAUCGCGAAAAGAGAUCCGGUAACUGGACUAGAGCGAUUAACUCUACAGGACGACGAAGACGAUGACGAGAGUAAGAACAAGAAGCAAGAGACACCAGAAGAAAUUCGGAUGCGCCAACAACGAGAACUGGAGGAGAAGCAACGGCGAUACGAUGAGGCACGGGCGAAGAUCUUUGGAGAAUCCAGUCCUUCCUCUGGUUUGUCAACACCCGGAAGCGUUACGCCGCCAAAAGAAACCGACAGGACCGACAGGGCCCGCAGCGACAGACCAAACCACAGACGGGGAAGAGGACGUGGAGACUCGCCGCCUACCGCUCAAAAUGCAAUCAACUCCCAGAGAGCUGUUCGACCCAAACUAUUCGACGAAGCCAGGCUCAACCAGCCAGAGGCGGUCGGGAGAGGACUCUCCGAACGUUAG
This is a messenger RNA of Neurospora hispaniola, 896 nucleotides long. RefSeq lists its product as uncharacterized. Bases 210 to 896 code for a protein of 228 amino acids. The transcript is spliced from 3 exons. The record is from RefSeq and is a predicted model, not a curated record. NCBI's taxonomy places the organism in Eukaryota, Fungi, Ascomycota, Sordariomycetes, Sordariales, Sordariaceae.